Messenger RNA from Venustampulla echinocandica, 1320 nucleotides. RefSeq lists its product as uncharacterized. Bases 1 to 1320 code for a protein of 439 amino acids. Gene Ontology annotation, molecular function: hydrolase activity, hydrolyzing O-glycosyl compounds. Gene Ontology annotation, biological process: carbohydrate metabolic process. The record is from RefSeq and is a predicted model, not a curated record. The transcript has 2 exons. NCBI's taxonomy places the organism in Eukaryota, Fungi, Ascomycota, Leotiomycetes, Helotiales, Pleuroascaceae.
AUGGCAUCUUCAAGAAAGCUAGGCCUCGCGGCUUCUUUAUUGAUUGCAUCUGCGGCUGCUCAGCAGCCAGGAGCCUACACUCCAGAGGUUCAUCCCACGCUUAUAUCGGAAGAAUGCACGACGUCAGGAGGAUGCGUCAAAGUCAACACUUCCGUCGUUCUUGACGCCAACUAUCGCUGGCUCCAUAAUGUUGGAGGAUACGAUAAUUGUGCCCCCCAAAGUUUCAACUCAACUAUAUGCCCAGAUGUCGAAACCUGCGCGAAGAACUGCGCAUUGGAGGGAGUUGAUUAUGCCAGCUAUGGUAUCAAGGCGGAAGGAGAUACACUCACCCUCAACCUUUUCAAGACAGAGGGAAAUGUAACGUCCAUGAGCUCGCCGCGGGUCUAUCUACUUGCCAAUGAUACCGCAUAUGACAUGUUCCAGCUCUUGAACCGGGAAAUUACAUUCGAUGUCGAUAUCUCCAAGGGUGGUUGCGGUGUCAAUGGCGCUCUUUACUUGUCUGAGAUGAGCGCUACUGGUGGCGCAAGCGACCUCAAUACCGCGGGUGCUGCAUAUGGCACAGGUUACUGUGACGCUCAAUGUCCGAAACAGAAAUUUGUAAACGGAAAAGCAAAUCUCAACAACACAUAUGGAGCGUGUUGCAACGAAAUGGAUCUCUGGGAGGCCAACAACGCAGCGACUGCCUAUACUCCCCACCCCUGCAGCAUAUCUGGUCCUUACCAAUGCUCUGAUUUGGAGUGCGGCGCCGGAGACAACCGCUAUGGAGGUGUCUGCGACGAAGAUGGCUGCGACUUCAACCCGUACCGCAACGGCGCCAAGGACUACUACGGUCCGGGCAAAACUGUCGAUACCACCAAGAAGUUCACUGUCGUUACCCAGUUCCUAACUUCCGACAAUACCACCACUGGGACUCUCAGCGAAAUUCGCCGCGUCUACGUCCAGGACGGCAAGGUUAUCCAAAAUUCAAACACCAAUGUCACUGGCCUUGCAGUAGUCAACGCUAUGGACGAUGAAUACUGCACAAACACAAAGGAAGUCUUUGCGGCCACCGACGACUUCAAGAAGAAGGGCGGUAUGAAGCAGAUGGGAGAUGCACUAGGACGGGGAAUGGUCCUUGUAUUCAGUAUUUGGGAUGAUGCGGGUGGUGGAAUGUUGUGGCUCGAUAGCACUACUGGGGAGGGGCCAGGAUCUGAGAGAGGGCCAUGCUCAUUGACCAGUGGCAAUGCAACGGCUAUUAUGGAGCAAUUCCCUGAUGCUGCUGUAACGUUUUCGAAUGUCAAGACGGGAGAUAUUGGGUCGACUUUUGGGAAGAGCGAGUAA